Molecule: messenger RNA, 2217 nt
Organism: Periophthalmus magnuspinnatus
Lineage: Eukaryota; Metazoa; Chordata; Actinopteri; Gobiiformes; Gobiidae
Gene: exoc7
Product: exocyst complex component 7
Exons: 20
Coding region: 126-2210 (694 amino acids)
Biological process (GO): exocytosis
Cellular component (GO): exocyst
Molecular function (GO): phosphatidylinositol-4,5-bisphosphate binding
Source: RefSeq, a predicted model, not a curated record
UUGUUUUUGCUCCGUUAGCAUUUUGACAGCUAGCCCGUUAGCUCCGGUCCAGCCGCAAAAACAGCCUCUCCUUUGUGUUAAAGGUGGAUAUAAUCGAAUAAUAUUUCCACACACAGAGGAAGUAGAUGGGACUCGGCUCCAGGAUGGUCCCCACGGAGGACUCUGCGCGGAAACGGGAGAUAGAAGACAAACUGAAGCAGGAGCAGGAGACGCUGUCGUUCAUUAGAGAAAACCUGGAGAAGAGCGACCAGCUCACAAAGGGAAUGGUGUCGAUUCUGUCGUCCUUUGAAAGCCGUCUUAUGCAGCUGGAGAAUUCCAUCAUUCCAGUUCACAAACAAACGGAAAAUCUGCAGCGGCUUCAGGAAAAUGUGGACAAGACCCUGAGCUGCAUGGACCAUGUUAUCGGUUACUACCACGUCGCCAAGGAUACGGACCGCAUCAUCAGGGAAGGUCCGACCGGGCGUCUGGACGAGUACUUGUCCUGCAUCGCUAAAAUCCAGAAGGCUGUCGAUUAUUUCCAGGACAACAACCCUGACAGCCCCGAGCUCAACACGGUGAAGUCCCUGUUUGAGAAGGGGAAGGAGCUCUUGGAGGCAGAGUUCCGUAGCCUGUUGACGCGCUACAGUAAACCCGUGCCUCCCAUCCUGAUCCUGGAUGCACUUGGAGCCGACCUGGGUCCAGACGAGGAGCUGGAGGUCCAAGAAGACGUGGUGCUAGAACAUCUGCCCGAAGCUGUUCUACAAGACAUCAUCUGUAUCUCAGGGUGGCUCACGGAGUACGGGAGGAACCAGGACUUCAUGAAUGUAUACUAUCAGAUCCGCUCCAGCCAGUUGGACCGCUCCAUUAAAGGUCUAAAGGACCAUUUCAGGAAGAACAGUGCCUCCUCUGGUGCUCUGUACUCACCUGCAGUCCAAACCAAACGAAAGGACACACCCACCAAGAAGCUCCCCAAGAGACCAGUCUACAUCCCAGGGACGAUCCGUAAAGCGCAGAACCUUCUCAAACAGUACUCACAGCUCGAUGGGAAAAAGGGCGGAUCUAACCUCACUCCUCUGGAAGGUAAAGACGACGUUUUGGACAUCGAGAUUGACUCGUACAUUCACUGCAUCAGCGCCUUCGUGAAGUUAGCCCAGAGCGAGUACGCCCUCCUCACAGAGAUCAUACCGGAACACCACCAAAAGAAGACCUUUGACUCACUCAUACAGGAGGCGCUGGACAGCCUGAUGCUGGAGGGGGAGGGAGUUGUUGCCGCGGCAAGGAGAGCGAUCCUCAGACAUGAUUACUCCGCCGUGCUCUCCAUCUUCCCCGUGCUCCGACACCUCAAGAACAACAAGGGCGACUUUGACAACACACUGCAGGGCACCGCGGCCAGCACCAAGAACAAGCUCCCAGCUCUCAUCACCUCCAUGGAGACCAUAGGGGCCAAAGCUCUGGAGGAGUUUGCAGAUAGUAUCAAGAACGAUCCUGAUAAAGAAUACAACAUGCCCAAAGACGGAACAGUGCACGAGCUCACCAGCAACGCCAUUCUGUUUCUGCAGCAGCUGUUGGACUUCCAUGAGACGGCAGGAGCCAUGCUGGCCUCACAAGAGAGUUCUUCAUCUUCGAGCUACACGUCAGAUUUUAACAAACGUCUGCUCAGCUCCUACAUCUGUAAAGUUUUGGGAAAUCUGCAGCUAAACCUUUUGUCCAAAUCCAAAGUUUAUGAAGACCAAGCUCUAAGUGCCAUCUUCCUCCACAACAACUACAACUAUAUACUCAAGAGUCUGGAGAAGUCUGAGCUGAUCCAGUUGGUGACGGUGACUCAGAAAAGAGCCGAAAACUCGUACAGAGAACUCAUCGAGCAGCAGAUCCUCACCUACCAGAGGAGUUGGUUGAAGGUGACGGAACAUCUGACAGACAGGAACAUGCCUGUGUCCCAGCCUGGAGCCAAGCUCAAAGACAAAGAGCGACAGGUUGUCAAGGACAAGUUCAAGGGUUUUAACGAGGGUCUGGAGGAGCUGUGCAGGACACAGAAGUUUUGGGCAGUUCCUGAUAAAGACCAAAGAGACUUCAUCCGGCGAGAGCAAAAGAGAGCUGUGUCCGAGGCCUAUAGGAACUUCCUCCACAGAUGCGCCAACAUUUCGUUCACUAAAAACCCAGAGAAGUAUCAUAAAUAUCGUCCUGAGGAGGUGGAGGAGAUGAUCGACCGACUGUUCGACACUUCGGCCUGAAACUCAA